Colias croceus (clouded yellow) is the source of this 2641-nucleotide messenger RNA. RefSeq names its product SAGA-associated factor 11 homolog (gene Sgf11). The transcript is spliced from 4 exons. Gene Ontology annotation, molecular function: transcription coactivator activity. Lineage: Eukaryota; Metazoa; Arthropoda; Insecta; Lepidoptera; Pieridae. The record is from RefSeq and is a predicted model, not a curated record. Gene Ontology annotation, cellular component: DUBm complex; SAGA complex. Gene Ontology annotation, biological process: regulation of transcription by RNA polymerase II; positive regulation of DNA-templated transcription. Bases 191 to 1108 code for a protein of 305 amino acids.
AUCACGAUUUACCUAACGAUUUACCAUUUACGAUGCAAAAAGCAAAGCUCCCCAUCGGGGUCGCUCAGCUGCUCAGCUGAGCAAAAUUACUAAUCGUUUGUACGCUUUUAUAAUUUCCAUCUAUUUGAUUGCAGUGCCAUUUUUGUAUUCGUAUUAGUAAUAUAAACCCGCCGGUAUUCAGUUCCUCAAAAUGACUACUAUAGCAAGUGAGCUUAGUAUGAACGACCUAAACAGUAAAUUCUUCGAAAUAAUGAAGAACGAAGGCAACGCAGAAGAUGCGGCCAAUUUCAUUUAUGAGAAUCUUUACGAUGAUGUCAUGUUGGGAUUUGUUUUUGAGUUUCACCACGGAUUGAAGACGGGACUCACUGAUUUAAUAGAGGGCGAGAAAGAGGAAGAUGAGGGAUACAAGAUUGUGGUGUCGAAGGAUUUCGAUGUUUUCGGCUUAUCGCUUGUGAAGAAAACUGCUGAUUCUAACUGUUCUUGCCCUAACUGCGAAAGGCCGGUGUCUGCGACUCGUUUUGCUCCUCAUCUAGAGAAAUGUAUGGGAAUGGGCCGAAACAGUUCUCGUAUAGCGUCCCGUCGCAUAGCAUCCAACAGUCGAGAACCCACGUCAUACGCUGGGCUACUCAGCGACGAUGAAGACGACGCUGACUGGUCAGGCGGCUCCAUGCAGAGUGAGCGACGCAAGCGCAGGAUCAGGAACAAUAAUAGCCGGAAAUCUAAUAAAGUGCAUAACGGCAACAGAAAUAACGGGCAUCACAAUUCCGACGCGAACGAUGGAGGGGCCACAUACGAAACUAUGAGCGCUAAUGAGAAGAAGAACUUGUUGCAGCAGAUCUGUGGUGUUGUCUCGGAACAUACUAAGAAACUGUGUACAAGAUCCACCCGUUGUCCCCAACACACAGAGGAACAGCGUAGAGCGCUGCGUAACUCAGUUCUCGAACCUUCCACACCAGAGCAGAGCCUCACGGCUGAUGAUGCAGGGUCUCCCCCGGAUUCCAGCCCAUCAUCAUCCUGCUCCUCAUCAAGUAGAAAAAGAGAUAGACAUCGCGCUUUACCGAAGAACAAGAGUAAAAGAGAGAGAAAUGUGUCACCUAAUCGUGACUGAAAAAAGUGAUAUUUUUAAUUUGACGGUUUAGACAGUUUUGGUUUGAGAAAAUCAGGGAUAUUUUGUCUUUUUUUUUUGGCUUGAGAAGUCGGGAUAUGGUAUUUUUAAUUCACUGAAAUUGUGUUUUUAGAACAUCAUUUAGAUUGGAAAUAAGUGUAUUGAAAAUAACGAUGACUUGAAAAUUAUGUUACAGUGCUAGAAAGAAAGUUAUGUGUAUAAUUUUAAAAACAUAAAUGAUAUUAUAAGCCUAUAUUAUAAAGCGACAUGCUUUAGUUCGAUUUGUAGGUAAAAUAAUGUCUUGCGGUGUUGAAGCUAGCUAUAUUUUUAUUUUUGACUAUGAUUCUCAUAACAACUGUAUUUUUUAUAAAUAUCCGUACAGUGUGACUAUCUUUUCAUAUGACUAUGAUUUGUGAAAAAACGAUAUAUAUACCGAAAUGAAAAUGUAUAUUAUAUGACAAUUUUGUAAUAAAAAAUCAUAAAAAUCCUCGGAAGUUUUUAUCUGGUGUCCUUAUUUGCUAUGUGAAAUGUGUAAAAAAUCUGAUAUUGUCAAGAAUGACUUAAUAAAGAAUUUUAACCAACCAAUUUUGUUGAAUUACGAUAACCAGAGAAAAAUAUAAUUUAACACGAAUGGAGUAGCUGGGCUUAGCUUAUGAUUUGUAAAUUCUUAGAACAUUGUUACAGAAAGUGUGCUAUUUAGGGUUAAUAAUAUAUUUCUAAUAGGUAUAUAAAUUUUGUUCUACUGUUUGCACAGCAGCUGGCUUUAUAGUUGGAAUUUGCAUAAAGAAAAGGAAGAAGAGUAAACUUCUUUUAGAAGCGUUUUGAAUUUUAUAUAUGUAUAACUAUGGUGGUCAUGAUCAAAUCCCAGCCCAUCGUGUAAUUGAAAACAAUUCUGUUCAUUUCAAUUCUUUUUUGACGUCUUAAAGCAAGAUAGGUUACCUUUACAAUGCAGAAAUAUCGGCUAUCCUAUAGAAAUAACUUAGUUGAUAAAAUAUAUUUAUUAUUUUCCUACAAAAUACAAUGACGUUAUGGAAAAAGGUGUAGAUAGGUUAUAGCCAUGUUAUAGCGCUCUGAAAUUGGCACGUCGAAAUAUUGCUAAUUGGCUACAUUCUAUUUUAGUCUCUGUUACGCUCACGAUAUUUGAAUAUUGCCAUCUCACGCACAGAUCUCACGACGUCUAAUCGGAUGAGUGUUUAUGUGGCGUUUUUGAAGAUCGAAUGUUGUGUUGGUAACCUAUCCGCACCUUUUUACAUAAAAUACAUUGACAAAAUAUGGUAAAUGUAAGAAAUACUAUAUAGACUGGACUUAUUCGUAUAAAUAUACAAAAAAAUAUGUAAGAAAUAUAAUAUGAUAGAUAUAUAUGUGUAAGUAUGUAUGUAAUUAAAUAAGUCUGACUAAAUAUGUUUCUGUUACUUUCAUGAAAGAUAUAGUAGACUUAUAAUCUAUGAUUUAAAGCAAUUUUAGUUCUAAAUAUCAACGGUAUACGCUAUUCUUGUAUUAUGGGAGAUAUCACAAAAAUAAAAUUUAUUGACCUAA